Molecule: messenger RNA, 2100 nt
Organism: Mixia osmundae IAM 14324
Lineage: Eukaryota; Fungi; Basidiomycota; Mixiomycetes; Mixiales; Mixiaceae
Exons: 6
Coding region: 1-2100 (699 amino acids)
Cellular component (GO): SBF transcription complex; MBF transcription complex
Molecular function (GO): DNA binding; protein binding; transcription regulator activity
Source: RefSeq, a predicted model, not a curated record
AUGGACAGCGUUGUGAUGCAGAACGGCGGACAGGCUCCGGUGUCGUUCGGCAGCGGAGCCUCACAAGCCAGUACAUCUGCUCAGCUGCUCGGCGAGCCAUGGAACGAGGAUGCUGCAGGCAAGCAGAGGUCCGUGCCUCUACCGCCUAGCCACUCGGUGCCGACGUCAGUCUAUAUGGCCGUCUACUCCUCCGUGCCCGUGCUGGAGAUGAUGGUCAGAGGGAUCAGCGUGAUGCGGAGGAGAUCGGACAGCUACAUGAAUGCAACUCAGAUCCUCAAGGUCGCGGGCGUUGAAAAGGGCAAGCGCUCUCGCAUACUCGAAAAGGACAUAACACAGUCAGGACUGUACGAGCGAGUCCAGGGUGGCUACGGCCGAUAUCAGGGCACAUGGAUACCUUUUGACAAAGCUAGAGAGCUCUCGCAGACGUACGGCGUCGAACAUCUGCUCGCUCCCCUCUUCAAUUACACCAUGCCAUCAUACAAAGGUCCCGAUCACGAGGGACCUUUCAACGCGGAUGCGACGGCCGCAGGACCUACCGCGCUCGACAAGCGUCGUCAGCGAGACUUUGAAGACGAUACCUCUGUGCUCGAGGUGGACGUGCACAAGCGUUUCAGACCUGCCCAUUCGAGCAGCACAGAUCCUUUCAGCUCGUCCACUGGCAGACAGUCGAUUCCCUUUGCCGCGCUCAAUGGCACGAACACCAAGCUCAGGAGGUCCAAGUCGCCCGUCAAUACACACACCUUCAUCGGCGAUGAUACCUCGAGAUAUGAGCGAUACAGAAACACCCUCAUAUCGCUCUUUCCAGAGGCCGCCAACAUAGACAGUCUCGCUCUCGAUAGAACAGACGACUUUGAGACCGACACGCCCAUCGAUGAUCACAUGCACACCGCCCUGCACUGGGCAGCCAGUCUAGGUCGGGUCGACCUGGCACGCGCCCUGAUCCAAGCUGGCGCGGAUACCGAGAGAGGCAAUGAUGCAGGCGAAACGCCUCUCAUCCGGAGUGUGCUCGCGAUUAACUGCGAAGAAGCUGGCGUCUUCUCAGAGCUGUUGCGGCUGUUGGGCAACUCUCUCUGGACCACCGACGACUCGAACAGAACGGCACUGCAUCAUUGCGCUCUGUUAGCAGCUAUCAAAGGACGGGCUAAUGCCGCCCAGUACUACGUCGAAUGUAUACUCGAAUUCAUUGCGACAAGGGACGAUGGCAAUUUCAAAGACCUCAUCGAUGGAAUGGACAUCAAUGGCGAUACGGCGCUGAACAUUGCUGCGCGUAUUGGCAGCCGCCGACUUGUCAGGCUCUUGAUCAACUCUGGUGCCGACAAGACCAGAUCAAAUAAGCUCGGCCUACGGCCAGGCGACUUUGGCGUCGAGACAGACGAAUUGGCGCCCACCACUGCCGAUGAGAUCACUAAUUCACUAAAGAGUCAGAUUCCCCUCGCGCCGGCGCAGAAAGCACAAGAUAUCACCAAGCAGCUCGUAGAUCUCGUGCAGACCCUCAAUGCCGACUUUGAGCGCGAGAUCCAGACAAAGACAGAGACGCUCGAGCGUGUACAAAUCCAGCUCAGAUCUUCCACUCGGGAAUUAGCGGACAACAGGAGGCAAGCGCAAUACUGGCGCGAACAGUGCGCCGAGCUCGAACGAGUGACCAACCGACUGAAGAACCUCGAGCGAGCUUCUUUCGACGAAGAUCACUUUGACUGGACUGGCAGAACCGAGCUAAACGGUUUACCCAGCCAGUCAGUACCCGGCGCAGGCUACGCUUUCUCUCCACGGCCGCCGGUACAGCUACCCGCUGACCUGAACGUCUCUGCGGAGAUCGAUCUGCCUCUUGGUCAAUCAGCUCACGAUCUCGUGCGGCUGCGACGGAUGCGGCAAUGGCUCGCUCGAGUGCUCAGUCUGCAGCGGCAACGACAAGAGCAGACCAGAGGCAUCAAUGCGAAUCUCGAAGUGCAGUAUAGGCGCGUCGUAGCCGCCUACUGCGGUAUGGAAGAGAGCAGGCUAGAUGAGAUUCUGGAUCGGUUGCUCGUGGCGAUGGAGAGCGACGGCAACGAUCUCGAUCUAGUCCGUAUGAGUACCUUUCUGGGCAAAGCAAAGGGGAUCUAG